AUGGUGGCAAGGACUUAAAGGCCUAAUCAUUGGGGACCUGGCUCCUUGACCCAGCUCUUCACUGCUGAAUCUUUGUUUUUGUUAAAGAACUUUAUUUUCUGUGUUCUUCAAGUCAUGAAGGAUUGAGGAUUUGCUUUUUUUAAAAAAAAAAAUUAAGGUAAAAUUCAAAUGAUAUAAUAUUAACCAUUUUGAAGUGGAUAGUUCAGGGUUGUUGUCUUUUGUAAAGUAUAGACCUAGUUCUCCUCAGUCCUUGCCCACAUUUCUACCAUCAAACAAAAUCAGGUUAUCUCCUAGUUUGUUUUCCCUGUUCUAAAGCCAAGUAUGGUAACUGCUAGAAAAUCAUCUGUUCUGAGAAGAAACAACUAAGGGUAUAAGACAUGGGAUUUCAGAAGAUGGUGGCGCCCGAGUCAGGCGUGAUACAUGUUUCCGCAGAGAGCACCUCUCAAGGAGGGAUGAUGUCAUUUCUCCUCCUCUGGUGAAAGGCAAGCCUCUUUGCCCACUAUGAGCAUCACCCCAGAGGUCAAGAGUCAUGGGAUGAAGUUUGCUGAGGAGCAACUGCUAAAGCAUGGAUGGACUCAAGGCAAAGGACUAGGCCUGAAGGAGAAUGGCAUCACUCAGGCCAUCAAGGUGACUCUGAAGCAAGAUACUCAUGGGGUGGGACACGAUCCUGCCAGGGAGUUUACAAACCACUGGUGGAAUGAGCUUUUCAACAAGAUUGCAGCCAACUUGGUAGAAGAAACUGGGCAGGACGGAGUGCAGAUAAGACGCCUUUCCAAGGAGACCACUCAUCAUCGUCCCAAGCCGAACAUGCUGUAUCAGAAGUUCGUGAAGCUAUGAACCCGAGGUUGCUUGCUUCCAGCAGCUGCAGUCCACCUUCUGCCAGGUUGAAGUAUGCAGGCC
Molecule: messenger RNA, 900 nt
Organism: Ictidomys tridecemlineatus (thirteen-lined ground squirrel)
Lineage: Eukaryota; Metazoa; Chordata; Mammalia; Rodentia; Sciuridae
Source: RefSeq, a predicted model, not a curated record